UAACCACUUAUGCUGAAAUAUUAUCAGCUUGUAAAAGUUAUCUCAUCAAUAACUUCCAUGUUUUACAUGUUUGUUAACAUGAAUUGACAAGCCUGAAGAACGUGUAGGAACUUCGAAUUGGAGGAUUUCCAAAUCUAUUCGUUGAUUAUCUUUCUAUUACAACACAAAAUUUCACAAUUUAAGCCUUUUACGACUGAUAAAUAAAUGCAAAGUAAAACUGAACAAUCAAGGAUAAUGGCUGUUAUUAUCAAAGUAUAAGUCAGUUCGUGGUUAUGUGAUCAAUUCAUUAUUAAAUUUACAUUUUUUCAUUCACUUUGCUUGUUGUUCAAUCAAAUAGCACAAUGUCUGCUCCACAACUCAAUACAUUAACUCGUCUGAUCAAAUUAUCCCAUCUGAAAAGCCAAUCGUUUGUACAUUUGAAUAAUAUCGCAACUCUAAAUGUACGACUAUCUUCGACGACUUCAACAGCCAAUGUUAACAACACUGGCCAAAGCUUAGUAUCGAAAUCAAGUGAUGAAAUUGCUGUGAUCAAUAGAAAGGGCAUUUUAACACUUCGAUUAAAUCGACCUGACAAGAAAAAUGCCAUUUCCAUUUCAAUGUACGAUCAAAUAAGGGAGACUUUUAGUAAAGCUGCCACCGAUGACAAUGUUAAAAUGGUUCUAGUCACUGGAACUGGCGAUUACUAUUCAAGUGGAAAUGAUUUGGCCAGUGGCUUUGGUUCAGGAAUGCUCAAAUCUUUACGCGCCCAGCUUCAACAAAAAGAUGGUAAUAGUGAGAUUAAAUUGACGCCUGAAACGUGUAAAAUGGCCGACGAAUCUGCACAACUGGCUGAACAAUUUGUCAAUUCAAUAAUUGAUUUCCCAAAACCUUUAUUUGCGGUUGUUAAUGGUCCAGCUUUUGGCAUUAUGGUUACUACUUUGGGUUUGUGCGAUAAUGUCAUCUGUUCCGAUAAAGCUAUAUUUGUGACUCCAUUUUUGUCCACAUCGCAAGUACCUGAAGCGUGUUCAUCGUACACUUUCCCUCGAAUCAUGGGAACAUCUCGAGCCAAUUCACUCUUGCUCUUCAAUCAAACUCUGACUGCUCAAGAAGCUUAUAAUUCUGGUUUAGUUUCCAAAGUUGUUCCUCACGAGCAACUCGACCAAUACGUUGAAUCAUUACUGUUUGAUGAUAAAAAAGGAUUAGCCAGUUUCGAGUCAACAAUAACCUGGACCAAAGGUAAACCAUUAAUCAGAGAUGAAAAGGAAAAGGAACUUUUAAGAAAAGUAAAUCAUAAAGAGUGUCAGGAAAUUGCGGAAACGUGGAAGUCACCAGAUUUUGCUAAAGCUAUGCUAAAAUUUUUCAAUCGCAAAAAAUAAACCUUGAAUCGACUCAAGGAUUCAAGAAAUGUCAUUAUUUUUCAUGAAUUGUUUAUAUUUUAAUCAAUCUUUACAUUUUCUGAUUGCAAUCAAUCGACAGCAUAACUAUUUCUAGAAACCUUAAAGCUUAUAAUUUUUCUAGUACAUUGUAUAUUAAUAACAUGAUAAAUUU
Molecule: messenger RNA, 1527 nt
Organism: Tetranychus urticae (two-spotted spider mite)
Lineage: Eukaryota; Metazoa; Arthropoda; Arachnida; Trombidiformes; Tetranychidae
Product: enoyl-CoA delta isomerase 3, peroxisomal-like
Source: RefSeq, a predicted model, not a curated record